Molecule: messenger RNA, 2304 nt
Organism: Cryptomeria japonica (Japanese cedar)
Lineage: Eukaryota; Viridiplantae; Streptophyta; Pinopsida; Cupressales; Cupressaceae
Product: dolichyl-diphosphooligosaccharide--protein glycosyltransferase subunit 1A
Exons: 10
Coding region: 143-1987 (614 amino acids)
Cellular component (GO): oligosaccharyltransferase complex; membrane
Source: RefSeq, a predicted model, not a curated record
GAAGGUAGACUUGUUUUGAAUGGUCCAUGUAUUCAUUGAAGUCAAUUAAAUAAAUAUAAAAAGGGUCAGAGAAAUAUCGAUCUCCGUAUUGGAAAGGGGGUUUAUGAGAGGGUAAGGGAAGGGAAGAGCAGGGGGAAGAGACAUGGAUCGUUUUGGAAUGGGAUCGAAGUGUUUCCUGUUGUUUCUGCUGGUGCUUCCUUUUGUAUGCGUUGCCUCUGACUUGGUUGUUGUUAAGGUCGAUCGCAAGAUUGAUGUGACAUCACACAUUGUACGGGUGGUGACGUCCUUAAAGGUUGAAAAUACUGGAUCAAGUGCAGCAUCAAAUGUUCUUAUCACAUUUCCUACAGGCCAGGUAGGUAAUCUGGCAUAUGUGAGAGCAGCCGCCAUUGAAGGAAGGGGGAAAAAUAAGGUUUCUCUUCAGCUUCCAGUAAAUCCUGCUCAAUCAGAGGGUCUUCCUGAUGGAGUAGCUUUAUUUUCAAUUGCAUUGUCGAAGACACUAAAUAAUGGUGAUACUGUAACUAUAGAGUUGCUGUCAGUGUUCACCCACUCGUUAAUGCCUUUACCUGAAGAGAUCUCCCAGGCACAAUCUCAGCUUGUUGUUUAUCGUGACAGUGCUUACUUUUUCUCUCCUUACCUUGUGAAAGUGCAAACUACAACUAUCAAGACUCCAAGUUCUAGAAUAGAGUCAUAUACCAAAAUUGAUCCCACAAAAGUUGUAGAUGCAGAACUUAAGUAUGGACCAUAUGAGAAUCUUCCUGCAUUUUCUUUUUUGCCCUUUAUUGUUCAUUUUGAAAAUAAUCAGCCAUUUCCAGUAGUGAAGGAGCUUGUGCGAGAAAUUGAAAUUUCUCAUUGGGGAAAUGUUCAGAUAACUGAACAUUGCCAUCUUGUUCAUGGUGGUGCUCGUUUGAAAGGUGGAUUUUCAAGGAUUGAAUACCAAGCAAGACCCAAUAUUAGAGGUGCAUCAUCUUUUAGGACUCUUUUGGCAAAACUACCACCUGGAGCACAUUCUGUUUAUUACCGAGAUGAGAUUGGGAACAUCUCUACAUCACAUUUGAGAAGUGAUGCUAGAAAGACAGAGUUGGAAAUUGAACCUCGAUAUCCCAUGUUUGGAGGCUGGCAAGCCACUUUUACCAUAGGUUAUGGCUUGCCCCUAAAGGACUUUCUUUUCCAAGCAUCUGAUGGCAAGCGUUAUCUUAAUCUUACUUUUGCAUCUCCAUUCAAUGACGUAAUCAUUGAUAAGUUAAUCGUGAAGGUUGCACUACCAGAAGGAUCUAAAGAUCCUUAUGUUACCAUUCCUUUCUCUGUAGACCAGCAUCAGGAGAUAAAAUAUUCCUAUCUUGAUACUAUUGGGAGGACGGUAGUGGUUUUAUCCAAGACAAAUGUUGUACCCGAGCACAACAUGUUCUUUCAGGUUUAUUAUAAUUUUAGUUCUUUCUCAAUGCUGGCGGAGCCAUUGAUGCUGGUCAUUGGUUUCUUCGUCUUCUUUCUGGCUUGUAUUUCAUAUUCGCAUUUUGAUUUUUCAAUCUCCAAGUCAUCUGUUUCAUACCUUGCCAAGCUGCAGAGAGAAGAGGUGCAAGAUGCAGUUCGGCAUCUACAAAAUAUAAUGAAUCAGCGCUUAGCUGUUAGUGAAAAGCUUGAGACAUCUUUAUCUGAUCUUGCGAGGACUGGAGAUGUUCAAGCUUGCAAGGCUUCUCGGAAGGCAGCUGAUGCUUCUCUAAAAGAUACAGCGAAGGAGUUGAAAUCUGUGCUUGAAUUCUUGCAAUCUUCUUCCCAAGCAUCUCAUAUUUUGCCCAGGGUAGAUGAGUUGGUUCAUAAGGAGAAGGAAAAGCAGGAUAAGUUGCUUUUGAAGCAUUCUAUAGUAGUUGAUAGUGUUGAUAAGAAAUUGCCAAGGAAGGAGAUUGACAGUCGCAUAGCUACUCAUGAGCAGAAGCUCACACUUUUAAAGCAAGAAGUAGAUGAGUUGUUGCAGGCAAUGGAUGAGAUAUAACUAAUUUCUCAAAAAUUGUUUUGCUAGGUUGCAGAGGAAGGUUUUUAACUAGUACAAGUAACCUGAAUUUUUUUACCAUUAGCUGGUUGGUGAGAUUGUCCGGUCUAGUUUUUGAUGUUAUGAAAGAAACUAGAAUAUGCGGGGAGAGGCUUGACUACGAAAGUGACACCUAAUCUCUUCAAUGUCAAAAAAUUUAUAAACAAAACAGGUCACAUUUUUUCUAUUCUGCUAUAUAUGCAAAAGGAACAUUAAUUGAGACAGAUGGAGGAAACAUUCCCUGAAAAUGAAAAAUUGCUAAAUUGACAGCUUUAACUGAA